AAAAAACAAAGAAGCUCAACCGCAUUUGCUCUCUACAUCUUCUUGUUACCAUGGGGAAGUUGCUUGCUGUGCUCCUGUUGUCGGUCAUCGCAUUCUCAAUAAUCUCUUCUGGGCUUGGCAAUACGUUGCGUGGUGAGUUGAAUGAGGGGAGGUAUGGGCCAGGGAGCUUGAGGAGUUACCAGUGCCCUGCACAAUGCACAAGGAGGUGCUCAAGGACUCAAUAUCACAAGCCCUGCAUGUUCUUCUGUCAAAAGUGUUGCAGAAAGUGUCUCUGUGUUCCUCCUGGUUUCUAUGGCAACAAGCAAGUUUGUGCCUGUUACAACAAUUGGAAGACAAAGCGUGGAGGACCAAAAUGCCCUUAAGUUAUUAUUUAAUUAGAUUAAUCAACAUGAUGAUUAUGUUGGUGAUUAAUGAUGAUUAUCCCUUGUUGUAGUGUUUUUUGGGGACUAAUAUUUGUUAUAGGUGUGAGUUUUGAGUUGAGGCUGAUGAGACUCGUUUUGCUCGUUUUGAUUGGACUUGGUUGGGUUUCGAAUUAAAAUGUUAAAGGCUUAAUUAGUUGUAUGUGAAGUAAAAUUUGUGGUCA
This is a messenger RNA of Asparagus officinalis (garden asparagus), 583 nucleotides long. Its product is annotated as gibberellin-regulated protein 6-like. NCBI's taxonomy places the organism in Eukaryota, Viridiplantae, Streptophyta, Magnoliopsida, Asparagales, Asparagaceae. The transcript is spliced from 3 exons. The record is from RefSeq and is a predicted model, not a curated record. Bases 51 to 362 code for a protein of 103 amino acids.